Messenger RNA from Eimeria mitis, 702 nucleotides. RefSeq lists its product as uncharacterized. Lineage: Eukaryota; Apicomplexa; Conoidasida; Eucoccidiorida; Eimeriidae. The transcript has a single exon. The record is from RefSeq and is a predicted model, not a curated record. Bases 1 to 702 code for a protein of 233 amino acids.
AUGCUGGUGCCCCGGCUGCUGCAGAUAAUUCGCUUGCAGAACCUGCGCCUACUGCUACUUCAGCGGCUUCGUCUGCACCAGCUGGUGACGGUUCUGAUGAACUCUCGCCCGUGGUUGCACCUUCUGCUUCUCCUGCAGACACCUGGCAUGCAGCGCUUGAGCAAGGCGCUGCCUGGUCUGGAGAUACCCCUUGGGGGGAAGAUGGCUGGCUCUGGCUCUGUCCCUGAGGGGAAACGUCUACCGCAGGUAUUCCCUCCAGCCAGGAAUCAGGAUCAAGGGCCGGAUAAGGCUUCCGUGAAAUCCUUGCAUGGCGUCUCUCCUUUGAACUGCGCUGCGCACCACCCUGGAACGGCAAUGGUGCAGUGUCAGAAAACAAACCAACUGACUGAGGGGCUGCAACACCCGUGCGGAGACUGGCGGAUGCACCGUGUGGGGUCCAAGGAAAAGGUGAGGGGACUGCAGAAAAGGGCUGGCUCUCGGAGAGGGCUGGUUGAGAAGCUCCACCAAGUGCAUGGGGAGACUCUAGAGCAAACGUUUGAGGUGGGAGACCUCCAGGCUGAAGGUGUGACGCCGCCAAGUCGGAGGUUAAGUGUAGGGGGCCAGGAUAGCCAUAUUGUUGGUCUGGCCUAUGGACUGUCCCGUGCACAGGGUGAUGCUGAUCGCGUAGCCCGGAACUGGCAGGGGACGGCAUCAAGGGGUUGA